Messenger RNA from Amyelois transitella, 3131 nucleotides. Its product is annotated as zinc finger protein OZF-like. Lineage: Eukaryota; Metazoa; Arthropoda; Insecta; Lepidoptera; Pyralidae. Gene Ontology annotation, cellular component: nucleus. The transcript has a single exon. The record is from RefSeq and is a predicted model, not a curated record. The coding region runs from base 709 to 2388 and encodes 559 amino acids.
UAAAUAAAUAAUAAUAAAUACAAGAAACAUAGGUUCUGCUCAUUUCUAAAGAAAUCUCUUCCAGCAGAUUCUAUAGGAUGACGUUGAAUAAAAUAAGGUUGAACAUGAUGGAUUAACUACAUACGUUAUUUUGUAGAUAUAUGUAUGUAUAUAUUAUUUAAGCCAUUAAUGAAAUCGUUGAAUUUAUUAAUUUAAAUUAAUACAGAUGUUAUUAUGUGUGACAACAUAAUGUGGAUGGAUUUUUGUAUUCAUUGUACUUUUAUAUUAAUCUUUCUGUUCACAAAACCUGUGACUUUUUAUUUACAUAUAUUAAACAUAAAUCUAAUCUGUCAUCUGAGGAAUCAUUAGGCUUAUUUCUGAAUUGCAUGUGAAUAAUAUAUAGUUCGUAUUAGUAUAUCUGUUCCACGUUUCUUUAUUCAGAAUGCUUAACUUUUUUUCUCAAGUUAAGAGCUAACUGAAAGUUUUCUUAAUCUUUGACGUUUGUAGCUGUAAACAAAUUACCUUUGUGAUAAAGUCCUCAGAAUCACUUAACGCUGUUAUUUUACCAUAAGUAUCGUAGUCUUUCACAAAUUUCUCUAUACAGGUGGCGCGCAAACAUCCACAGACGCAAUUAGACAAAGUCGGCUGUCACUAGAACAUAUAUCAAUAGAGAGUAAGAAACGAUACAAGUGUCAGUUUUGCAAGAAAAUUUUAACUCACAGGAACCACAUGCGCGACCAUCUCAGAACACACACUGGCGAGAAACCAUUCGAUUGCAGACAUUGCGCUGCCAGUUUCUCGCGGGUGUACCAUUUAAAGCGUCACAUGAGAACGCACACUGGCGAAAAACCGCACCGGUGCGAUUUUUGCAAUGAGAAAUUCACUCAAUUUUACCUUUUGAAAAGACAUUCAGAAGUACACGCGCACGAAGCAAUAUAUAAGUGUGACGAUUGUCAAAUGCCGUUCAAACGUGAGGCUAGUCUGAAACGCCACAUCAAAACUCAUAACAAAAUUGUAUCGUCUCAGAAAGAUGGACAAGUAUUCGUCGAUAUUAUAUCAAAAACAAUCGACAGUCAUUAUCAUGAAAACAUAAGCGACAUCAAACCGUACAAAUGUACAGAAUGUAAUUUGGAAUUUAGUCAAAGUAAAGAACUUAAAAAUCAUUUGAUAAUACAUUUCGGUGAAACUCAUUUCGUGUGUGAUUACUGUCAAGCUACGUUUAAUAAGAAACGUCUAUUAAGAACUCACAUAAUCAGGCAUAUUGAUAAGACGAAAUUCGAAUGCGAUAUUUGUCGAUGUAAAUUUUCUAAAAGGGAUUCGCUUGAUGAGCAUAUAAAAUCGCAUGCUGAAGAAUUUCAAGCGUGUGCAGAUUUUAAUGAAAUUUUUGAUGAUAGUAAAAAAAGUUAUCGUUGCCACCAAUGCGGCGCUAGUUUUGCUCGGAAUCAUGGCUUGAAGAAACAUUUAUUGAUACACGGUGACGAGGCGAUUCACGAGUGUAUUUUUUGCCACUGUAAAUUUAAUCAAAAAUCUAAUUUGAGAAUGCACCUGAAGAAACAUACAGGUGAGAAAUAUUACAAGUGCGACGUUUGCAAACGGAAAUUUGCCGAAAGUGACAAAUUAGAGAGACAUAUGAAAAAACAUGUGGGUGAAGAACCGAAAAGUAUAAUAGAAUUGAAACCGUUUCUCUGCAACCAAUGCGGGGCCAGAUUUCAGCGCGGUUACCAUUUUGCGAGACAUUUAAAAAUACACAGUAAGAAAGUAGUGUACGAAUGUAAUUUUUGUCCUUCCACGUUUAGUAAAAAAACUGAAUUGGGUAAACAUCUCGUAACGCACGACUUGAGAUACGAAUGCGAUGUGUGUAAUCGUAAAUUUGUUGUUAAAAGAAAUUUAGAGAAACAUUUGCUAUCGCAUAUUGAAGUAGAGUCUAAAAUUUGUCAGAAUAACGCGACACCGAAGAAAACGUAUAAUGAAAAGGUUAUAUGUAACGUGUGCGGGGUUGUUCUGAACCAGAAAUAUAGUUUGAAGAGACAUAUGCUCCAGCAUACUGGCGAGAAACCGUUCGAAUGCAAUAUUUGCCAUAAGACAUUCACACAAAACAGCACACUGACUGUACAUUUGAAGAGACAUGCUGGCGAGAAACGAUUCGAAUGUAAAAUAUGUAAUUUCAAAUUUUUAGAAAGAAGCAACUUUACUAAACACUUGGGCACCCAUUCAGACGAGAAACCUCAUCAGUGCAACGUGUGUAAUCGCAGAUUCAAACGGAAAGACUCAUUGACAUCGCAUAAGAAACUUCACACGGGUUUGAAACCGCACGAAUGUUACAUAUGUUUACGCAAAUUCACUUUGAAAAAAGUUAUGAUAAAACAUUUACGUACACACAAGGUUGACAAAGUUGAAAAUUGGGAAUAAUUCUACUUCUCAACUUUGUAUCGAAAGAAUGACAUGACGCUCUGGUUGAUGAAUGCAUACCCUAAAAUAUAAAAAGGGUCAUGUUUUUCUUCCUUUGUUCGAAGAUGACGCCAUAUUUUCCAAAAGCUUGAAGACAUUCACCGGUCGUAUAUAAAAAAAAUAUUAGUUAAUAAAUUAAUAUGCUAUAAAUUACUUUGACCCUACCGUCUUUACGUUAACGCUAUAUUUCGAUUGCUAUUAUUUACACUGUAUAGUGUACACAAGUUUAAGAGAAAUGAAAUCUUGACAAUGUACUUUAGUUCAACGUGGUACUAAAUUUGUAUAUUGUAGGAACAAUUAUAAGAUAAGCUGUAUAUAUGCAUGCCUUGCUGUCUUUAUCAAAAUAUCUUUGACAAACAAUUCGUCAAAAUCGAAUGAAAUGAAUUGUUCUGAAAAGAACGCGGAGUAAUGUAACGCUGUACGACAAAUUAAUUGUAACUUGAAGACGGCUAUGCUUUAAAAAAGUUAUGCCUCCAUAUAGAUAUACAUUAUUAACUAACGUAUUACUCAUAUUUUAUUACUAGUAGUAUAUGUGAUCCUGUAAGGUGACAUUUGUAAAUGUAUAAGUAUUAGCUUAAUGACAAAACGUGUAAUAUGAUGACCAAACUUUUUUUUUUAAAUUUUUAUAAUAGAAUCAUGUUUUGUUUAUUUAUGAUCGGAGUCUGACAUUUCUUUUAUUUAAUUUCAAUAAUUGAUAAUAAUUA